Messenger RNA from Clunio marinus, 1953 nucleotides. NCBI's taxonomy places the organism in Eukaryota, Metazoa, Arthropoda, Insecta, Diptera, Chironomidae. The record is from the annotation of a GenBank genome assembly.
AUGAAAGCUGUAAAGUUUGAAAGCACACGAGGCAUUAACCAAAUUAAUUGCAGUAAACAUUUUUUCUGCAUGCAGAUGUUAGAAAAACUUUCUGCAGAUAAUUACAAGAUAAACAUUCAUGUGCCAGUAUUGGGCACUUUUGAACAUUUCGAAUUGCUUAAUUAUUCUUCACCACUUUCUCGGCCUUUGGCAAACCUUAUUACAAAUGCUGAAUACAAUGUUUCAAUCUUAUAUGACAGACGUGAGUCACCAAAGGAAGUAGAAGACGAACUAGAUCGAAUAUUUGAGAUAAUUGAUGGGGACAUGGAUGUCAUAAUAAAAGAUUUUUCUCGUCCAAUUCUGCAGAAACACGAAGGGAACAGCUUCAAUGUUGUGUUUAUCCAUUCAAAUGAAUCAUUGGAACUAUUUUUCAGCAUAGUCAAUUCCGAUAAAUUCACCUCUCAAAGUUUCUUCUUCAUUGUCAUUCCAGCAAGUUUUAAAAUUUUCAUUAACUUGGAAACAUUGUUUGAACGUUUUCUAAAUUAUGGCGUUCCUUAUGUUUAUACAUUAACCGUAGCACCGAACGAUGAAGAUGCAAUACUUCACACUUAUUAUCCGUUCAGUGCCAAUAAAUGUUCCGACUCAACUCCAGUCAUUGCGAAUUAUUACACAGCGAAAUAUGAAAACUGGACUGAAGCAGAUUUCUUUCAAUUUAAAGUGCAGAAAAUGUUCGGCUGCCCUCUUCGAGUUGCGACUUUUCAUUUCAAUCCUUUCAUGAUUUUGAAGGAAGAUGAAGAUGGGAAAAUAAGCGUCGAUGGAAUUGAAGGAAGUCUUCUGAACGUUUUGUCAGAAAGAAUGAAUUUUACUAUCGAAAUCAUCACUUCAAAUGACAGAUGGGGAAUUAUUUUCGAAAAUGGAACAACAACUGGUAAUGUGCAAAUGAUUUUAAAUCGGACAGCAGACAUUAGUUUGGGAUACUUUUCUGUCCAUGAUAAGAGACAGAAAUUGAUGUCAUCGACAUCCGUUUACUUAAUAUCCAACUUAAUUUGGGCUGUGCCACCAGGAGAACCUUAUUCACCCCUCGAGAUACUUUUGAAGCCUUUUGAGAAGUCAUUGUGGAAUUGGUUUUUUAUUGUUUUGAUCUCAGCUUUUGUGAUCAUUCGAGUUCUAAGAAUGUUUCCGAAGAAAGUUCAAUAUUUUGUGUUUGGAAGAAACGUUCGACAUCCAGUGUUGAAUGUCGUUAAUAUUAUGUUAGGUGGGAGUCUGCCCAAGCUGCCUGUCCGAAAUUUUGCACGAACAAUUAUGAUGCUUUUCAUGUUCUACUGCUUUAUCAUGAAUAAUGCUUACAAAGGAGGCUUGUUUCAAUUUAUGAAAAGUGAUCAAACAAAGCCUCCUUUAAGUACCACCACGCAACUUUAUAAUAAAAAUUUUCGUUUCUACUCAAUUCCAGAUGGAAAAAUUUUUCUGAACGAAACUCCGAAAAUUCUUGAUAAAACUAUUUUUUUAAACAAUCCUGAAGAGUAUGACGAGGGAUUAAAACAUUUAAGAGAUCCUAAAUUCAAAAGAGCUCUUAUGAUCACACAGGAAAAACUGGCUUUUGAAAAUAUUAAAAACUCUCCUGAUGUUUAUUAUCAUCGAGCAAAUGACGUCAUUUUCCGGCAACAUUUGGUCAUUUACAUGAACAAGUUUACAAUUUUUGAAUGGUCUUUUGAAGACAUAAUUCUACAACUCGUCAGUGGCGGGUUUAUGGAUGCGUGGAUUAAAAAGUUUACCGACACUGACAUUUUAAAGGACAGAGUGGAAGAACGAGAAUUAGCAUUAACUCUCGAUCAAUUAAUGGGAGCAUUUCAAUUACUUGGCGUGGGUCUCUUCAUAAGUUUCACGGUGCUUGUGUUUGAAAAUUGUCUAUUUAAUAUUAAAAAGUGUUUGAAAAGCAAUUCUGAUCAAUUUUGUGAAAAUUGUGAAAUGAAAUAG